Messenger RNA from Haliaeetus leucocephalus (bald eagle), 1488 nucleotides. It is a transcript of the gene OCSTAMP, whose product is annotated as osteoclast stimulatory transmembrane protein. The record is from RefSeq and is a predicted model, not a curated record. Gene Ontology annotation, cellular component: membrane. The transcript is spliced from 3 exons. Lineage: Eukaryota; Metazoa; Chordata; Aves; Accipitriformes; Accipitridae.
AUGAGAACAUCCCGGGGGCCCGGCGGUUCCCACCCGGCGGGAGGGCUCGGCUCGGCUCGGCACGGGACAGCGGGUCCCUGUAAAGAGCGGCCUCAGCGGCGGCUGGGUACUUGUUCUUUUUACAGGAUGAGAGCCCAUGCCUACUGUGAAGACUUUCUACUCCCAAAGGUUUGCAGGACCACGGUAGACCUGUGGUCGGUUUACUCCAAGCCUGUCCCAGCAAACGGCAGAGAGCUGUGGACCUUGUUUCUGCAGUGUUCAUGCAUUACAGUGGUGAUAGGAGGCCUCUUUUACAACUGGAUGUUUGCUUCCCUGGAAUACUCCUGGCAUCUCUCCAUUGCCAUGGCCAUGUCCUUCAGUCCGCUCCUUCUCCUGACCCUUUUCUUGGUGCAUCCUGCCCGUUGUGUCUUCAGUAUGAUCAUGCCUACGUUAGGUACCAAACAAGGCCGGAAGCUUCUCUUGUCAACCUGCAUCAUGAUAGUAGUGAUUAACGUAACACCCAACAUCAUAAGCAACAUUAAAACCAUACUGCAGGUUUUUAAGUGCAUCUGCAAGAAUUCCUCUGAGAGUCUUUUGAACUCAACUGCUCUGCUAGCAACAGCUUCCUGGGAGUUUGGGGGUGCAAUCCAAGAAAGCAUGAAUUCCAUUAAUAUUUAUAGGCCUAUGAAUGGACAUUUUCAGUUUUCAUUGCUUAAGAACAGCUCCUUUAUUUACCAACAAAUGCACCUUGCUGGUGAGAAAAUUGGGAGGGACCUUUUGGCUGUUGAGGUACUGGUCAAAGACUCUGUACAAGUAGGCAACAAGCUGGUUGCUGGCUUCUCCGUGCUCUAUCUUUGUUUUGAGUCCACCUGGUAUUUGAAAAAUUAUCUCACCAACCUCCGCUUUGACAAUUUUUACAUCACCAAGAAGUUGGAACGUUUAGCUGUGGCCAGAAAAGCAGCUCACCUGCUGGUGGGCUCAUCCAAAACCCUCAUUCGACCAACAGGCUUGAAGUUGUCCCGGGAAGAAGUGAUGCUGUGCCUCGUGCAAGCCAUGCUCCUCACCGUGGCCCUGAUGCUGAUGCUGGUGGUCGUGGCAAUGGACCACUUUGCAUUUAGUGUGGCAGACACCGCGGUGAGAAAGGCAGCUCAGUUCUCCACAGUGCCUGUCACUCUCAGCAUUAAAUACCGUGUAAGUGCUGGUGUCCCCUCUCCUUCCCUGUAAUUACCACUUCAGGACUUUGAAGGAAGUUACCAGCAUUAUCUGACCUUCAGCUCUGCCCACUGCAGGGUCAGUCCCCCAAAGCCUCCCAACCCCUCUGUGCUGCUUGUUGUGGGGCUGCUCUUCUGCAUCCUGUAUGCCACCGUAUUCCUGGAAACCUAUGCACACCGCCUGUGCAGAAAAAUCGCAGGCUCCUUCUUCGAGAGCUGGGAGGAGAAGCGAGCACUUUAUCUCUACAAGAAGCUGUCCAGAAAGCACAAGGAGGAGCAAAACUGCAUGAGAAACUAA